Molecule: messenger RNA, 2735 nt
Organism: Echinops telfairi (small Madagascar hedgehog)
Lineage: Eukaryota; Metazoa; Chordata; Mammalia; Afrosoricida; Tenrecidae
Gene: ANKRD34A
Product: ankyrin repeat domain 34A
Exons: 4
Coding region: 393-1880 (495 amino acids)
Molecular function (GO): protein binding
Source: RefSeq, a predicted model, not a curated record
GAGCCUCCGGCUGACAGGCUGAAGCAUUUUUAAUCUCCCGGACCUGGUGGCCUCCAGCCUCUCAGGUAUCACAGGACCUCAGAGUCGGCGCUGUGCCCGGGGCGCACCGGGAGCAGGGACAAGGAUCCGGCGCCGGGGCGCAGAUACUGACACCAAGGAGAUCCGGGUGCCCCCCCCCACACGCCAUGUGGGUCCCCAGGAACCCAGCUCCCCCACCCCGGCCGCCCCGUUGCCCGGACCUCAAUCCUGUCUCUGCCGAGGUUCUGCGGACAUUCAGGGAUCAGCUUUGCCACUGAGCCCUCAGGCCUUUUCCAACCGCCAGCCCACGCCCCUAUCAGUCCCCUGCAGGCCCCAACCCCGCUUCCAUCGGUGCCCUCGGCCCCGCCGCAGCUAUGCUGCACACCGAGGGCCACGCUCUUCUUCGGGCCGUGGGGCAGGGUAAGCUGCGCCUGGCCCGUUUGCUUCUGGAAGGGGGAGCCUAUGUGAAUGAGGGCGAUGCUCAAGGGGAGACUGCGCUAAUGGCUGCCUGUCGGGCCCGCUACGACGACCCCCAGAACAAGGCGCGCAUGGUCCGCUACCUGCUGGAGCAGGGCGCAGACCCCAACAUCGCAGACCGCCUGGGGCGCACCGCACUCAUGCACGCUUGCGCCGGGGGUGGGGGCGCCGCCGUGGCCUCCCUGCUACUGGCCCACGGCGCAGACCCCUCCGUCCGAGAUCACGCGGGAGCGUCGGCCCUGGUCCACGCCCUGGACCGCGGGGACCGUGAGACCCUGGCCACGCUGCUGGAAGCCUGCAAGGCUAAGGGCACGGAGGUCAUCAUUAUCACCACCGACACCUCGCCUUCGGGUACCAAGAAGACCCGGCAGUAUCUCAACUCUCCACCGUCCCCGGGGUUGGAGGAGCCUGCCCCGGUCCCCCCUAGCCCGGGGGCCUGCACGUCGCCUUCGGAAAUCCAACUGCAGACUGCAGCGGGAGGGCGGGUGUUGUUAUCCCCUCGUGCCCAGGAGGAAGAGGAGAAGCGGGACGUCUUUGAAUUCCCUCUUCCAAAGACCCCCGAUGACCCCACCCCUUCUGAGCCUCUCCCCAAACCACCCCGUCACCCUCCCAAACCACUCAAAAGGCUCAACUCCGAGCCCUGGGGCCUAGUGGCUCCCCCCCAACCAGUCCCGCCGGCCGAGGGAAGGCCGGGGAUCGAACGCCUGACUGCCGAGUUCAACGGGCUGACGCUGACCGGGCGACCCCGUCUUUCUCGGCGUCACAGUACCGAGGGCCCCGAGGACCCGCCCCCGUGGGCGGAGAGAGUGUCGGGCGGGGGCCCCCUCUCGCGCCGAAACACCGUGCCCGAGGCUCAGGAGGCUGGUCUCCCUGCGGGGCUGAGGCAGAAGCUGAGCCGGAUGGAGCCGGUGGAGCUCGACACCCCCGGAAACCUUUGCCCCGAUUCGCCGGAGUCCAGCCGCCUGUCCCUGGAACGCCGCCGGUACAGCGCCUCGCCGCUGACCUUCCCCCUCGCCGGCUCGGCGCCCUCCCCGCGCCAGUCCCAGGAGAGCUUGCCGGGCGCCGUGUCUCCGCUGAGCGGCCGGAGGCGGAGUCCCGGGCUGCUGGAGCGGAGGGGCUCGGGGACGCUCCUGCUGGACCACAUCUCUCAGACGCGGCCCGGCUUCCUGCCGCCCCUCAACGUCAGCCCCCACCCUCCCAUCCCCGACAUUCGCCCCCAGCCCGGAGGUCGGGCGCCUUCGCUGCCUGCCCCGCCCCAGGCAGGGGCGCCUGGCUCACCCAGGACCAAGCGCAAGUUGGUGAGGCGCCACUCCAUGCAGACUGAGCAGAUCCGUCUGCUGGGGGGGUUCCAGAGUCUGGGCGGGCCUGGGGAGCCAGGGCGCUGAGAGGAGGGAGGAGUCGGGAAGGGUGGGUUUCAGGGCCUUGAUGAAAACGGCGGGGAAAGCAGCUCUGACACACAUCGUGGACACAGGGGCGUCUAGCAUGUGCUCUUGAGCACAGUGCACGCACACAUGGGUAAGCAUGUGUCCACAAGCACAGCACUCUUAUUUGAGGGGAGAGUAAAUUCUUAUUGCUGGGUAUACAGCGACGUGCAUUCACGCCCUGGUCACUUCACAUGCAUGUGGGAUUACUUGUGUACCCACAGCACGGUCUACCGAUAAACACAAAAACACACAGGGUCACUUGUGCUAGGGCUCCAAAUGAGCCCCAAACACAAUGCGUUUGUCCACAAGCAGUAGGGAGCCCCUGGUUGGGCGUAGUCCCUCCUCUCCUUGCCCUCCUGCUGACAACUUUCCCUCAAUAGCAAUCAGUCCCUGGCUUUCCACAACACAGGCCCCGUCAUCAUUUUGCCCACUUGCCCCUCUUUUUGAAGGUCCCACCGUCGUCUCCAGGUCUUGCUUCUCUCUCCAGGCCAGCCUCCUCAUUCACACGCUGCUUCCAGCCCCACUUUUCAGGAUACCUUCCUCUUCACUCUUCCUGGGGAUCUGCUGCAGCAGCCCUAUCCUCACUUCUGCUGCUGGCCUUCACCUCUCCCUUCCCCUCGCCACUUCCGGCUUUUUAUUCCCUCCCCCGCACGCCCAUUACAGCAGGUUAUCUCAUCUCCCCAGGAUAUGGGUCAUGGGCUCUAAGCUGCUCUUCUGUUCUGUCUGAGCUUGAACACUCCUACAGGUAGAAGUGGGGAGUGACCAAAAAGUACUCCUCUCUGCACUGGACAUAUCAAAUAAAUGUAUUCAGAAGUC